Cucurbita moschata (crookneck pumpkin) is the source of this 1469-nucleotide messenger RNA. RefSeq lists its product as uncharacterized. Bases 142 to 1128 code for a protein of 328 amino acids. The transcript is spliced from 3 exons. NCBI's taxonomy places the organism in Eukaryota, Viridiplantae, Streptophyta, Magnoliopsida, Cucurbitales, Cucurbitaceae. The record is from RefSeq and is a predicted model, not a curated record.
CCAAACCUCUCUCGAACUUCCGCGCCUUCCUUUCUCCCAACCUCUCCGGCUUUCUUCUUCUUCCGAAGUCUUCUCCUCACUGUGCAGUAAUUUGUGGCCGCCAAUCCGAAUCCUUGUUCUUAUUUCAUUUGUUAAUCACACAUGAAUUCCCUUCAUCGCAUUGGAAAAUUCUAUUCAACGAAUAAGAAUCGAGUUCUUGAUCUGCCUCUGCAAAUCAAACAAUCCCAUUUCGGUUCAUCCUUCCACGGUAGAGCCUUGUCAAGCAGAUCUUCUUCCCCUACCUCCGGUUUCGGGAAGUUUGGCAAUGGCGACGAUGAGUGGAAUGAUACUUGGGAAUCUGCUUGGCUUCCGCAAGACCUUUCGCCGAAGAAUAAAGCGCCAUGGGAGAGCGAUGUGAACUUCCCGUCUGGAAACCCUACGAUUGUGUUGCCGUCGGAUGUGGAUGCAGAGACGAAAGCAUUUGUUGAGGAUAUGAAUGAGAAUUGGAACGAGAGGCGAAAGGCAUCUCAAACGCAGAAACAAGGAGUGGAUCAGCAAGAGAUGGAAGGUGAUGGUGGCGGCGGGUCGCUUUAUAGCUUGGAAAACAUAAAGAAGGAUUAUAGAUUGAAGAAACAGAGGAUUCAUGCUAAUUUGUGGAUGAAGGAGAUUGAGAAGCAAGAGGAGGCUAGGUUGGGGGAUUCCAUUACAGGCAGUGGAGAUGACAUUGAAAGAUUGAUGGAUAGCUGCUCUGAGAUUUUUGAGUCUGUCAAUGAUGAUUUAAACCAUUCAAAAGUUCCAAGUUCCUCAGAGUUCAGAAACAAACCAGAUGGAUGGGAAACGACAUCCAAAGGCCACGAGGGAAAUGUAUGGGAGAUGACACAAAGGGAAGAAGACAUUCUUCUUCAGGAGUUCGAUCGUCGUAUUGCAUACAACAAAUUUCAGAUUGCUAGUUUCAUCAAGACCCAUAUAUUUAGUCGUCGGAGACCGAUAGAUGGGUGGAAAUACAUGAUAGAGGAAUUUGGGCCAAAUGCCAAGAAAGGAAAAGGUAGUGUUUCAAGGAUGCCUAAUCUUUCUGAUUCUUCAACUCAACCCUUCAAGGAGGAAAGAGUUGCAGCUUCCCCAUCUCUCACACGCUUGAAGAGGAUUUAACUCUAUGCAAGCUACUUCUCGGAUCAUCUGCCCGACUCGAAAAGGUUUGCAACCAUUAGAAAAAGGCAUCUCAUUCUCUCCAAGUAUGAUAUUAUGUUGGUCAUAUUGAUGUUUGCAAGUGCUGAUUGUAAUCUGAGUAUCCUUGCCUGAUAUAGCAUGAAGCAAACUGAAAGUUAUGCAUUUAGCUCAUAGAAGAAGAAUGAGUAUUAAUUUGGGAGACGAUUGAUAUCUAUAAUGUUAGGGUCAUAGGAGGGAAUUUAUGUUUGGUUUUGGUUUAGAAGGUUUUGUUUUCCUCUGAGAACGAUACUCUUUUCAUCAGGAAAGUUGUUUCCUUAUGUACA